UCGUCAGUCUACUGCCCAUCUCUGGACAACAUGGCACGGACUAAACUGGGAGCAUGGAGCCCUUUAAUGGAGGCAGCUGUGGGGUUUGCCCUGGGAACAGUGGGAGGCUGCAUACUGGGAGCCACAGAGGACCCAGUGGACAAGACACUUUCAGUUAUGACUGCAGCUGGUCCACUGAAACCAGUGGUGGAUGAAGUCAGGACAGUGGGAGCUCUGGGGCUGGGGACCCUUAUUGGAGCCACAGCACUGACCACAGCCAUGACUUCAGUAGUAGCUGGUGUGAUUCUGGCGGCGGCGGUAGCUUCAGUGUUUGUGGCCGCACAGAGCUGUGGUACCUCCCACACAGACUCUCUUAGCUUGUGGGCAUCAGCAGGACUCGCGGGGGCCUUUGGGACCACUCUCAGUGGGGCCACGCUCGGGGUCUCUAUUGAAUGGAUUGUGAAGGAAUAUGGCAUGGUGGGCCUUCUGUGGGCGCUGAGCAUAUUCACUGUGCUCAAACCGCCCCUGCACUUUGUAUUUAAGCUCGUCUGGAAGAAGGGAGAGGCCUGUUGCACUCUGAGAUCUCAAGACUUUGACAGUGAGAGGAAACACACAGAGAUUACAGAGUUGCAACACAGGCAGAUAAUGGCUGUGCAGAUGGAGCAGAGGAUCCUGACCCUGGAGAAGGGAGGCAGCGCCAGUGGGAUGGAGGACAUGACCACAUGGGUCAAUGAGCAAAGGCAGAGAGCAGAGAUAGAGAGGAAGACAAAGGAGAAUGAAGAGGCAGAGAUAGAUCGAAGAACCAUGCAAGACUGGAUCAACACAGUGGUGGUCAAAUAUGUGGACUUCUUGGCUUUCUCAGGGAUACCAAUGACAGUGGUUGCUAUAGUAACAUCAGGUUUUGGGGUGUUUGGUUACGGAGGCCACCAGUCUGUGUUUAUAGUUCUUCUGGCUUUGGUUGCAGUGAUAGCCUAUUUGCUCCUGAAAUCAUCGGACUUUAAGUUCUGGAUGUUGAUAGGAUGCAUGGGAAUGUUUGCAACUUUCGUCAUCGCCAUGCUCACCCUGCACGCCGGUCAGGUGGUCCUAACAACUGCCAUGAAGAUGCAAGCAGCAGGACAGAGUCAGUCCAGAGAAAACAUCAGUGCUCGAAUCAACCACCAAUCCUCUCUGGAAGCUUUGAACGCAGCUUUUUUUGCUGCAAAAUUAUGCGAGUUGGGUUUGGGCGCUGCAGUGGGGGGUCCGCUGGUGAGGCGAGCAGCCGGAGAGGUGAAAGUCAUAGCGGGGGCAGCUUUGGUGGCGGGGGGUUUACUGGCUGCGGUGGAGUUUUUAGCCCCAGUGCUAGGAGACGGGGGAAAGCAGGGGCGUUGCUGGGGGUGGUGGGGGCAGCAGGUGUCUCUGUGGGUGCAGCGGCAGCUGUGGCUGGAAGGUGGUCCUCAUGGCCAGGAACUCUGGGAACAGUAG
Anoplopoma fimbria (sablefish) is the source of this 1440-nucleotide messenger RNA. RefSeq lists its product as uncharacterized. The record is from RefSeq and is a predicted model, not a curated record. The coding region runs from base 31 to 1440 and encodes 469 amino acids. NCBI's taxonomy places the organism in Eukaryota, Metazoa, Chordata, Actinopteri, Perciformes, Anoplopomatidae. The transcript has 2 exons.